Molecule: messenger RNA, 3305 nt
Organism: Pangasianodon hypophthalmus (striped catfish)
Lineage: Eukaryota; Metazoa; Chordata; Actinopteri; Siluriformes; Pangasiidae
Gene: dcaf15
Product: DDB1 and CUL4 associated factor 15
Exons: 13
Coding region: 6-1982 (658 amino acids)
Biological process (GO): protein ubiquitination
Cellular component (GO): Cul4-RING E3 ubiquitin ligase complex
Source: RefSeq, a predicted model, not a curated record
GUGGGAUGGACUGUGGGCACGUCCGUAGAUUUUUUUCGCAAAAGGAAAAAAUGGCGCCCAGCUCGAAAUCGGAAAAAGAAGACAACAGCAACAAACAAAAACAGCAGCGAAAACACAAAGACCACAUUGUCAAACUCCUCACUCGCGGAAAGCUGUCCGGCCAGCUGUCUCAGAGACUGUUCCGCAAGCUGCCGCCCCGCGUGUGUGUCCCCUUAAAGACUAUAGUGAGCGAGGAGUUCCUCCGGGCUGGUCACAUCUUCCUGGGCUUUACAAAGUGCGGCCGUUACGUUUUGUCCUACACGAGCGAUUGUGGUGAGGAUGAUGAUUUCUCCUUCUACACCUACCAUCUGUACUGGUGGGAGUUCAACCUGCACAGUCGCCUCAAACAGGUGCAUCAUGUGCGUUUGUUUGCGGGUGAAGACAUCUACAGUGAGCUGUACCUGACCGUCUGCGAGUGGCACAAUGAUCACUCAAAGAUCGUCAUCUUCGGCUUCAAUACUCGCAGCAGCACGGCUCUGAUGAACAUGAUGAUGAGUGAUGAGAAUAACAGAGACAUUUACAUCACUAUCGCCUCCAUGCCUCCUGCACAGCGGUGCCAACAGUGCUGCCCUCUGCCCACUACAUCCACUAUACGCACAGGAGGGGAGUGUCUGGAGCACGGCUAUGUCCUGAACGCUCGUUAUCAGGUGGUUUAUCCGUUCCCCACCUUCCAGCCGGCUCUGCAGCUGAAGAAGGAUCAGGUCAUCCUCCUCAACACCAGCUACUCACUGGUGGCCUGCGCCAUCUCACUCUGCUCCGGUGGAGAGCAGCAGCAGGCGGACGAACAGAAUAAUCAAAUCCUGUACCGAAAAAGAGAGACUCCUGCUUCCUCCUCUCAUCAUCCUCCCAGCCCAUCCACCUCCUCGUCCUCUUCCUCCUCCUCCUCCUCCUCUUCUUCCUCCUCUCAUGGGUCACCUGACCGCAGACCGACCAAUCCCCACACGACGCCGCUCUCUCCCAGCCGAUCCCAGGCUGCCGUAAGAGCACGCGAGUUCGCCGCUGACAUCUUCCGGCGUGCGCAGGCAGGGACGGACGGAGACGGUGAGCGGCGAAGGAAGGAUGGAGAAGCCAGAGAGGUGAAAAUCUCACGCACAUCCGCCACAGACUCAGAACGAAGGAGAGCAGAAGAAAGAAGGGAGGACACAGAGGGACCGUCCACUUCACACGGGAAAGGAAGUACCCCGUCGUCCAAUGAGCCGGAAGACAGCGUCUCGUGUAACACGGUCAUGUCCCCAGCGUCCACGUCCUCUUUGUGCUCGCUUUCGCCGCACGCCGCGGCGUCAUCGUCCACGUCAGAGCCGGGAUACGUGAACUACACACGACUCAGAUACAGGCUGCAGCAGCCCGGGACAACAGAGCAGGACAGCGGAGAAGAGGAGGAUAAAGUUCAGCUGCCGUUCACCGUCUCGGACCUGAAGGGAAGAAACCUGCAGCUGGUGACGGGACAGUACACGGGACUGUGUGUGUGUGUGGAGCAGCUGACCCUGGAUUUUGAGUAUCUGAUUAAUGAGGUGAUCAGAAACGAUGCAGAGUGGGCCUCCCAGUUCUGCUCCUUCAGCGACUAUGACGUCGUAAUCCUUGAGGUUUGCCCAGAGACAAAUAUAGUAGUGAUAAACAUCGGACUUCUGCUGCUGGCCUUCUCCAACUGUGAGGAGGAGCACAGCAGGCCUAAGUCGUAUCACUCCAGUCUGCAGGUCAGCUGGGAUCUGAACACGGGCGCCUGCUGCACCGUCGGUGUCGGUGACCUCACCGAGGUCAAAGGGCAAACCAGUGGGAGUGUGUGGAGUUCUUACAGGAAGUCGUGUGUAAACACAGUCAUGAGGUGGCUCGUCCCUGAGAGCAGCUCGCGCUACAUCAACCGCAUGACCAAUGAAGCCCUGCACAAAGGUACCUCUCUUCAAGUACUUGCUGACAGCGACAGAGCCACGUGGAUCGUCCUGUAAUGAAGACACCAUAGCACUCAGACACACACACACACACACACACACACACACACAUAUACAGGCGGAGCGGUUUUUUCUCUCAGUCCGCACUUUGUAUUCAGAAAUUCAGAUGUGGAGCGAAAGCCUCGACUGUGAGUCCAGUGAGCCAUACAUGCUGCUGCUGCACUAAGAUCUUUCAGACUCUCUGCUGGAACGAACAAAGCAUCUCUAAUGCACCGUCAUUUAUACAUGUCUUUUUUGUUGUUGUUGUUUUUGUUGUUGUGUAUGUGAUUGAUCCUUUCGUAUGCAUGGUUCAACUAAUUUAACUGCUUAACCUAGUGUCAGUAUCGAUCAGGGACAGGUUUAUCUCUCGAACCCUCUGCCAUGAGGUGUGUGUUUUUCUAUCCAGAUCUAACACACCUGAUGUCCUGAAGAUGGUGCUUUAACCCGGAUCGGUUUGGUCGCUUUGGAUUUUGGUCAGAUUAUCCGCAAGUGACCAGUGACUGAGUUAGAGGCUCAUCGGCCAAAUCUGACCUCAGGACCUCAAAUUCAGAUGAAUUCUAAAUGGUGAAACUGGCCUCGGGUUUACACGAUUCGAGCUUAACAAACACAAAGCUUUAGUCAAACAUGCUUCUAACUUUUGUAAAGUUAUUUUCCCCCAUCACACAGUGUUCUUCUCAGCAUUUAUUAUUUAUCUAUUAACACAAUGUCAUCUAGUUUUAGAGCGGUAAAAUGAAUUCUGGACCUGAAAGCUGUAAAACAAACAAUCUGUUUACUCUCCAGCUUGUUGGUUUGAGGUGCAGUCGGAUGCCAUCCUUUCCAGCAUCCAUUCCAGAUCUGCACAUUUUUCGUUAUUCCUCUGCUGGGGUAAUCAUCAGUCCAUUAGACAAGUUCAUUCAUUUUAUGAGAAAACACUAAAACAUGCUGAAAUUAAGGACCACUAUUCUGAACAUCUUCACAGAUUUGUUUUGAGCUCUUAAGAACUGUAAGUAUACCUGUAAACAUGUUGGGGAAAAUGGUCUUGGGCAUUGCAGGGUUGAUUGUGAGUGACGUCCUCUUCUCGUCCAUGAACUCAUGUAGAUGCUGCUGCAGGCUACACCGGGGACGUGUGUGUCGUGUGUUGCGGCAUUUCCGCAAUGAAAUAUUGUAACUUUGCUCAUUUAAAAUGUGCAGAAUCUCGGCCCAUAACGUUACAUCGAUCCACUCUGUUGUUUUGUUUAUUUUGUUUUGUUUUGUUUUUUCUUUUCUAAGUUGUGGUCAUGAUGCACCUCUACAGAAUAUGAACAAUACUUGAUAUUGUCUUUACUUGAUUAUUUUUUAAUAAAAACUAAUAAUUCUAAAGGU